Cladocopium goreaui is the source of this 2088-nucleotide messenger RNA. Lineage: Eukaryota; Dinophyceae; Suessiales; Symbiodiniaceae. The record is from the annotation of a GenBank genome assembly.
AUGCCACAUGAGUUGUAUCUGCAGGCUCUUCCAACGCGCAUCGAGCAUUUAGAGCGUGCUGAAGAGUGUUUGCCUUCAGCCUGCGACCAAAAUGAUAUUCAGGUCUGCAAGGCCUUGUGCCUCCCCACCACGGCCACCGGUACAGGUCGGCCGCUUCAGUUGACAAAGAAAAAAGCAGCUGGCCCUGUCCUCCUGCACACGCCCCGGGCACCCAAAGCGACAGUGAGGACGAUAAUUCGCUCUGGAUCUCAGUCGAGAGCCAUGGAAAGGUGUUCUUCAGGUGCAAUUCAAGCUGAGCGCAUCUCAAUGCCGCCACAAGCAUAUCCUGCCACACGUGGGCAGUGGAGCCAAUGUGUGGCUCCAUCGCACAGACAGACUUCCAGCAGGUCUUGGCAGCCCAAUGCGGCCACGGUCGCCAGCGCGACAUGCGCCACAUCCCCGAGGUUGUGGCCCAACAAGGAGCAGCAGGAACAGAUAGAGCGCCUUACGCGACAGGUGCAAGAGCUUCGUGAGCAGCAGAAGCGACACCAGGAGUGGGCCCAAAUUCCAGUGGCGGCUUUGGGGACUGAGCCGACAACAAAAACAUGCGAGGAGGUGAAGGGCUCUGACUUCGAGAAAGUGCUUGGAGACAUACCGACUGCCUGCAGGAAUUCCAUGGCCUUAUUCCAAGAAGCAGAGCUGAUUUGGACACGCGAUGCAGUCAUGCGGCUUUGCGCAGCCCAAAGUCCUGUGAGGUCAGCUUGUCGUCUCCCAGGCGUGAGAAGCAUUGAGAAGCAGCAUCCGGACAUCCACUGGACAUCCACCGGACAUCCAUGGGCCAACCCGCAGACUCACCAUGGAAAGGGUUUCGCUUCGGGAUACGUCGAGUGCAUCGCGUCGGGCUACGCCUCAUGCAUCGCUUCGGGUUGUCAACCUUUGAGUUCCGCCCAAUUGCUCUCCACCGUGGCUUCCGUUGAAGCCUUGCGCUUUGAUCUUUGGCCAGAGCCACCAGCUGGUGCAAGCUCCUUAGCAGCCGAGAAAUUGGCGGAUCGCAUCAGGGGCACGGUGUUUGGUGCGGCUUUGGGCGAUUCAGCUGGACUUGCUGCAGAGUUCCUUAGUGCUGAUGAAACGUUGGACUUCUAUGGGCCAGAUGCAGAUUUUCAACCUGGCCGUGAAGUUUUUCCUGAUGAGCACAGAAUGAUGUGGUGUGCAGGUGAUUGGACGGACGACACGGAUCAGCAGAUUCUCAUGAUGCAAUCCUUCUUGAGUAGCAAGGGCCAAGCUGAUCCCUGCGACUUCGCGAGGCGCUUGGCUGAUUGGCGCCAUAGUGGUUUCAAGGAACUUGGAGAUCAGUCCGCUGCAGGCUUGGGUCAGACAACUAAAUGUGUCUUGAACGAUCCCAACUUCAUCUCAUCUCCCAUUGAAGUGGCUGCAAAACACUCCUCCAAAAUUCCAUCCAACGGUGGAGUUAUGAGGACAGCUAUGGCUGGAAUUCCAAAUUUCUGGAACGAAGAUGUUGUAGCAACAGCUGCUGAAAGUCUCUGCCGCACCACCCAUGCAGAGCCCAGGUGUGUUGCGAGCUGCCUGGUGGUAUCUCUCUGUGUCAGCCGCUUGCUUCGUGGUGAGGACAGGGACGACAUCAUAGAGUCUGUGGUACGGCCAGCCCUGAUGAGGGCGAGUCAGACGCCAGGUCUAACGGAUGAGUGGAAACAAGAGAUGCUACGACAUGCUGAGGCAAAAGACAUCAGUGAUUUGGCCUUGGACGAUAGGCGAACGAUUGGAUACACUUUCAAAUGCAUGGGCGCUGCCCUGUGGGCGCUGCGUUCGCUAGGUGAAUCCAGUGACAAAACUGGCGGAGCCUUCCGCAGCGCCCUGAAUCGCUUGAUUUUGGCAGGUGGAGAUGCAGAUACCAACGGCACGGUGGCAGGAGCGCUCCUGGGGUGCCAACUGGGGUUCAGCCAACUUCCAAAGGAAUGGAUCGCAGGCAUGCCUUAUAGCUCUUGGCUUGAAGCUUAUGUGCAGAAGGUUCUUUUCAUGCUUCAGCUUCGCUCUUAGCUGUACAGAGCUGAGAAGUUGUUUCGGACUUUGCCAGUUGUACAGUUUGGCCAG